GGGCAGGGCGCGGAAUCACAGCCCGGCACACCCAGGGGGGUGGAGGAGAAGGGGGCCAGCCGGCUGCGGGAAUUCAGCCUCUGGGCUGGGGGCUGUCACCGAGGAAAAGUUUUCCUUUUUGAAGACGGACUGGGGAUCCCUCCACCCCAUCCCUCCCAUUGCACUUCUUAAAGGGAUCACAGCGCUUUUCCCUUUGACUCCAUGGAAGCCAGGUUGGGGACACUCCGUGGAGACUUCGAACCUUUCCUUCCCACUUCCUCCUUGGCUGGCAGCCUUCCUCUGGCCGACUGAGUGGGGGCCUCCCAGGCAUGGCACUGACCGCCCGACCCAGUGCUGACUUGGCUCCUGGGUUCCUGCAGCCUCGGGUGGCAUCUCGCUUCCCCUCUCCCGGGGCGCGGUGAGUUAGGGGGCGCCCAGCCCUGAGCUGCUUGGAGAGAGUUGCUGGCACCCCCUCUCCCCAUCACCUUCUCCCCCAAAGCUGGAGAACGGUGAGGAGGUCGGGGGCUACGAUGAGAUGAGCGGGGGUCGCUUUGAUUUUGACGAUGGCGGGGCGUACUGCGGGGGCUGGGAGGGGGGCAAGGCGCACGGGCACGGCCUGUGCACGGGCCCCAAGGGCCAGGGUGAGUACUCGGGCUCCUGGAACUUUGGCUUUGAAGUGGCGGGUGUCUACACCUGGCCCAGCGGAAACACCUUCGAGGGAUACUGGAGCCAGGGCAAACGGCACGGGCUGGGCAUAGAGACCAAGGGACGCUGGCUCUACAAGGGCGAGUGGACACACGGCUUCAAGGGACGCUACGGGACCCGGCAGAGCAGCAGCAGCGGUGCCAAGUAUGAGGGCACUUGGAACAACGGCCUGCAGGACGGCUAUGGCACUGAGACCUACGCGGAUGGAGGGACGUACCAAGGCCAGUUCACCAACGGCAUGCGCCACGGCUACGGCGUGCGCCAGAGCGUGCCCUACGGGAUGGCGGUGGUGGUGCGCUCGCCGCUGCGCACCUCGCUCUCGUCCCUGCGCAGCGAGCACAGCAACGGCACGCUGGCCCCGGACUCGCCCACCUCGCCGGCCGCCGACGGCCCCGCGCUGCCCGGGCCGGCCAUCCCGCGCGGCGGCUUCGCGCUCAGCCUGCUGGCCAACGCCGAGGCGGUGGCGCGGGCGGCCAAGGGCGGCGGCCUGUUCCAGCGGGGCGCGCUGCUGGGGAAGCUGCGUCGCGCCGAGUCGCGCACGUCCCUGGGCAGCCAGCGCAGCCGCGUCAGCUUCCUCAAGAGCGACCUCAGCUCGGGCGCCAGCGACGCCGCGUCCACCGGCAGCCUGGGCGAGGGCGCCGACGAGGCCGCGCCCUUCGAGGCCGACAUCGACGCCACCACCACCGAGACCUACAUGGGCGAGUGGAAGAACGACAAGCGCUCGGGCUUCGGCGUGAGCGAGCGCUCCAGCGGCCUCCGCUACGAGGGCGAGUGGCUGGACAACCUGCGCCACGGCUACGGCUGCACCACGCUGCCCGACGGCCGCCGCGAGGAGGGCAAGUACCGCCACAACGUGCUGGUCAAGGGCACCAAGCGCCGCGUGCUGCCGCUCAAGAGCAGCAAGGUCCGCCAGAAGGUGGACCACAGCGUGGAGGGCGCCCAGCGCGCCGCCGCCAUCGCGCGCCAGAAGGCCGAGAUCGCCGCCUCCAGGACAAGCCACGCCAAGGCCAAAGCUGAGGCAGCAGAACAGGCUGCCCUGGCUGCCAACCAAGAGUCCAACAUUGCCCGCACUUUGGCCAGGGAGCUGGCUCCAGACUUCUACCAGCCAGGUCCGGAGUAUCAGAAGCGCCGGCUGCUCCAGGAGAUCCUGGAGAAUUCGGAGAGCCUGCUGGAUUCCCCCGACCGGGGCCCCAGCGCCGCGGGCCUCCCGGAACGGCUCCGCGAGAGCCCGGAGCUGCACGAACGGGAGACCCCGGCGCCCGAGGGUGGCCCCCCGUCGCCGGCCGGGACACCCCCGCAGCCCAAGCGGCCCCGCCCGGCCGCGGCGUCCAAGGACGGCCUGUUGAGCCCGGGCGCCUGGAACGGUGAACCCGGCGGCGGCGGCGAGGGCAGCCGGCCGGUCACGCCGUCGGACGGCGCGGGUCGCCGCAGCCCCGCCCGGCCGGCCAGCGAACGCAUGGCCAUCGAGGCGCUGCAGGCGCCGCCCGCGCGGCCGGACGAGCCGGAGGUGGCGCUGUACCAGGGCUAUCACAGCUACGCCGUGCGCACCGCGCCGCCCGCGCCGCCGCCCUUCGAGGACGAGCCCGAGGCCCCCGCCGCCGACUCCGCGCCCCCGUCCCCGGCCGCCGCCGCCGCGCCCGGGACGGCGUCCCCGCCCCGAAGCCCCGCGCCGGCGCCCGAGAGCCCCGCCAAGCUGGAACCCAAGCCCAUCGUGCCCAAGGCCGAGCCCAAGGUCAAGGCCCGCAAGACGGAGGCCCGAGGGCUAACCAAGGCCGGGGCCAAGAAGAAGGCUCGGAAGGAGGCCGCGGCGGCGGCAGAGGUCGAGGUGGAGGAGGUCCCCAACACCGUCCUCAUCUGCAUGGUGAUCCUGCUGAACAUCGGCCUGGCCAUCCUCUUCGUUCACCUCCUGACCUGACCUCGUCCCCCAGAGCCAGGAGUUCCUGCUGAGGACGCAUGGACCCAUCUUUUGCAGUGCCAGGCAGGGUGGCUGAGGAGGACUGGACCUGGAUGCUGGGGGUCCACUUGCAUCCACACCACAAACGUUUAAGGAGGCUUCCUGUGGCACCUGUGCCCAGAUGCAGGCGGUGCCCAGAGGAAGAGAAAAGUGCUGGGCACCCUCCAGGAGCUCUCUGCCCAGCGGCAGGGAAAGCCCUGAAAGAAGAACCCUGGUCUUGAACUCCUCGAUCUGCUCCAUCCCCCAUCCCCAUCCACUCCCUUGCCUCCAUCCCUCCCCUAGGUCACCCCCAUCCCAGGCUUUUUUUUGUGUUUUGGGAGAAGUCACCAAACCAGGAUGUUAAAUCCCAGACCCCCUCCUUCGUACCCUCCCUGGCUUUAUUUUAAACUUCUGAGGCCUCCCAGGCAAGCGGAGGAAGUGACGAGAUCCCCGUGGUGGGCCGCGGAGGGUGAUGUUCUCAGCCCACCAGGCCUUCCUGUUUCAGUCCCGACCCCUCCCACACUCUGUCCCUUGCUUCCAGAUGCUCAGGAUGACAAUAGAGGAAAUGGACGUCUUCUGUUUGAAUAUCCCAGAAUACAGUGCUUCUGUCUCCUCCCAGCGGUCCAGUUAGCUUCCCUCUGGACCAGCAGGAGAGGGGGAGACGAGAGGGUUUGGGACCUUUGGCUGGGAAGCCACUGACCAGGUGGCCAGGGGGUGGGAGGGGGUGUGGGGAGAAGGGCCGAGGGGUAGUUAGGAUGGCCCUGUUUCUGAGGGCGCCUGAGCCUGAGGCUGGCAUCACACGUGGGGGCUUUGAGGAUACAGAGGGUGAGGAGAGGUCUCCCUGCAGGAGCCAUGGGGCCGGUGAGAUAAAGCCCCAGGGAUGCCCCGGGAACUGAUUUGUCUGCUUCCGCUCCCAGGGGCCACCGCAGGCUUCAGGGGCAGGGUGGGAUGGGGCGGGUGCUGAGCAUGAAAGCCCAGACAGAUUUCGCUGGGGCAGACUCUCAGGCCCAUGCUGAGGACAGGCUGCUUGUCAGCCAGCGUGUCCCAGGGAGAGAGGAGCAGGUGUGGGGCUCCCGCUGGGCUGUGAUAAGCUCCUCGGCUUGCUUGGCAGGAGCCGGUCUUUGCAUGUAGCCCCUUUCCGAUGUGCUGUGUACCAUGCUGGUUUCCCGGUCCCUGGUGCUGGCUGGGGGUGGGUGGGGGCUGAGGGCUGUGGCCUCGGCCCGGGGAAGGAUGGAAGGCCAGUGGUCCAGGCCCCUUUGAGCCGGGGGAAGGAUGUGACCAGGACAUCUAAACCGAGCUGGAGGGGAGCAGCUGCUUUUCUGUCUUUGGUUCUCCGCUCCUUGGGGGCUGGGGCGGGGGUAGUCUGGCCUCCCCACCCGGGCUUGCUCUUUGACUUGAAGUUUGUUUCUGAUGGGGUCAGCUUUCCCUUUCUCCCUCAAUACUUGGGAACCUUCCCCCUGGCUCCACACUUACUGUUUCGAGCACCGCUGGGGCCUUGAGGUUGUUGGAUUGCAUUUCUGCCGAGAGGAGCCUGUGGGUUCUGCGGUCCUCCAGGGGCUCCACUAUCGUGUGUGGGCUUUUCUGGACUCUUAGGGCAAGAGGGAGGUGGGCUGGGGGCGCUGCUCAGGGGAGAUGGGCCCCAGGCCUGGGCUCUGAGGUCACUGUCCGGGGUUUUUGGUCUGGCUCAGGGUUGGGGAUAAGCCUCUGACUGCCAGGGCUCCUGGGUGGGGCCUUGUUUGGGGCUUGUUAUUUGGGGUGAAGAUUCAGGAAGCUGCCGUCUAUGCAAUAAUAAACUUGCAUCUGCUCACAGGCUCUGCCUGGGCUGCGGGGUCUGCUUGUGAGCUCAGGACGGGGGACUGGUCUGAGGAGGAAGAGGGAAGCUGAGGACCCUGGGUCAUGCUGGGUCAGGCUCUGCCUCUCUCUUAAAGUUUCCAUAAUACCUCCUGUGUGUGCGUCUGCUCAGUUGUGUUCGACUCUUUGCAACCCCAUGGAUUGUAACCCACCAGCCUCCUGUGUCCGUGGGAUCAGCUCGGCAGGAAUACUGGAGUGGGUUGCCACUUCCUUCUCCAGGGAAUCUUCCCAACCCAGCGAUUGAACCCAUGUCCCCUGUGGCUCCUGCAUUGGCAGGCAGAUUCUUUACCGCUGUGCCGCCUGGGAAUACCUCCUGAGGGGUGGCUGAAAGGCUUCGGUCCUGACGGGCUCCCCAAAGGCCACAGACUUUCUAGGGAAGACCCUGAGUUUGUCAAGCAGACUUCUAAAAGAUUCCCUGAGCAGCAUAUAGCAAAAGAGCGAGCUUGUCUUUUGGAAAAAAUCUUUGGUCACCUACCCCACAGGAUCUUAGUUCCCCAGUCAGGGAUGGAACCUGUGGCCCCUGCUUUGAGAGUCUUAACCACUGGGCCUCCAGGGAAGUCCCAAAAGAGCCUGUCUUUUGAGAUUGGCCCCCCCUAGGCUCUAGUCCUGUUUAGGAUACUUAUUUCACUUCUCUGAGUCUAAAUUUCUCAUCUAGAAAACAGAAAAUACUACUGCUACCUCCUGGAGUUGCAGUGAGGAUAACUUUAAACAAUGAAGCUUAUGUAAAGCCCAGCAAUUGAGAGUGGUAAGAAGUGCAGACCUCCCGUUUUGGGGUCAUUAGUGCUGUUGCCCUGAAGUACAGUCAUUAGCCCUCUCACAAGCCUCUUGCAUUUUAGUUGAGGCCCCAGAAACCUCAAAGGGGUGGAGAUGAUUCAGGCUCCUGUCAGAAAGUCACAGAGCGUCUCAGUCAAAGGAAGGACCUAGAGGCCAUCAUCAUACUCUCCAGAGGCUUAGACAAGAGAAGAGACUUGCCCAAGGUCACCCAACAAGCCAGGGGCAAGAAAGCACUUAUCUUGACUUAUUUUUGAGGGUAAGUCAAGCCAGCAGCCCUUAUGAGAUAGUUGGAGGGGAGGGUCCCUCACCAGUCAGUAAGCAUGUUCAGGCAGGUUCUGGAGUGCUUCGGUGCUCAGGAGUCCUGGUUCUCUGCCCAGCGUCAUCACUGACUUACUGCAUGCCAGACACCCCCUCUUUCUGGGCCUCAGUUUCCUCUUUUGCCAAGGAGACCGUCAUCACUGCCCCAUUGCCUUCUUUACAAGUAUCGUGGUUUUGAGCAUCCGAUAAGGUAGAUCAUGAGUGGUAGAGAGGUUGGCAAAACCCUGGAAUAAUCCAGGGGUCCCAAAGAGGAAGGAUGGACUUGGAGGGACCUCAGGGGCGAUGGAGGGGGUGGGAGUGAAGAGGGAAGGGUCCUACUCUGCGGAGGUUUGAAUAAAGUGCACCAAGAGAAGGGGGGGUGGGAAGCCAGCCCAGUUGGGGGAAUUUGCAGACUGGCCGUGUGUGUGUGUAAAGUGGGAGUGUGGGGUGAGGGGGCAGGCAGAUGACAGCCUUCGAAUCCUCUUGAAUGGUUUGGGGGAAAAAGCUCAUUCUAGAGCCCACUGGAACGUCCGAGUCAGGUAAGGUUGUUUUGGAGUCGGGCGCCCCCUGGGGGCCGAAGCGCAGCACACAGCCUGGCUGGUCCCCUUUUCAGCCUUGGUCACUGACACCUCUAGAAGUUUGUCCUCCUCUGCCAGGUCCAAGAUCCUUUGAAGGUGUCUUGUGCCAUAGGGGAAUUUAAAACCACCUCGUGGAUGUUACCGGGGCCUGUGAUUACUACCACUGGCUUAGAGUCUUGGCAGGACUCUUCCAGGUCAGAAAAAAAAAGACGGGGGGCCUGGGAGCUGUGGGAUUCAGAUGAGGGAUUUGUGGCAAGAUGAAAUUUUUCAUGAUUUCUGAUGAACCCACAAAGGAUCUGACUGUGCUUGGAGAGAUGAAGGCCCAGAUGAUGACUUUUGGCAGCCUCAAGCCUGAAAAAGUUCUAUGGUGCCCCCUCAAAUAUGUAGCUCAAAAUAAACACAGUACCAAAACUGUAAAACACAAAA
Messenger RNA from Cervus elaphus (red deer), 6543 nucleotides. It is a transcript of the gene JPH2, whose product is annotated as junctophilin 2. The record is from RefSeq and is a predicted model, not a curated record. Bases 515 to 2599 code for a protein of 694 amino acids. The transcript has 6 exons. NCBI's taxonomy places the organism in Eukaryota, Metazoa, Chordata, Mammalia, Artiodactyla, Cervidae. Gene Ontology annotation, cellular component: junctional membrane complex; sarcoplasmic reticulum; endoplasmic reticulum membrane.